GGGCCCAUCACUGACAUCGGUCAUUCAGUAAUUAUGCUGUACACUUAUUGUUGGGUCAGGCGUCUAACUUGUCCUUCAUUCCACCUCUUUCCACUGCAAGAGGCUCCCUACCUCCGCGUAGCUUGCUAAUAGUGUGUCAAGAUGUCGCUAUCGCUUGCCGAAGCGUACUUCAUCGCUCUUGGAUGCGAAGUCUUCUUGCAUGGUGCGUUCUCGCCAAUCGCAUCCAUAUGAGAAGCCUUCAUAAAGGAAUAUCCAGGAAUGUACACCGCUCUCUGGCUAGUAUCGAUGUAUCUGCUACUGUUCAAAAGAAAGAGAACCGCUGUCAUUGUCGUGAUGACCGUGCUGAACAUCGUGAUGUGGGUAGUAGCGACCUCACAUAUGGCGAUCAGCUUCGAACAGAACUUCCACGCGUUUCUCUAUCGACACGCUGCAGAUGACCCCACAGUCUGGGAAGACAACGCUUCACCGAAUAUAUAUUCUCAAAUUUCGCUGGAAGCUGUCAAUAUCAUUAUCGGGGAUGGAAUUGUCAUAUGGAGGGCCUGGAUAUUGUGGGGUCGGAAAUGGUGGGUUAUCUUUACGUCUGGUACCCUUCUCACGGGGACACUUGCUGCUGCUGUCGGUAUAAUCCGGGCAUACACCAGGGCUCCCCCAGGGAUUACUGUCUUCGAUAAUCCCACUCUAAGCACUUGGGCCAUCACGUUCAUCAGCUCGACGCUGACAACAAACCUCUGGGCGACAUCGCUCGUUGCAUACCGCACAUGGUCACACAAUAAGUUUAUCCGAUCUGUUACGGGCGAGACGCUCAUGACAAGAUUCCGAAGGCAAAAUGGUAUCCUCGCUAUUCUAAUUGAAUCUGGCGUCUUCUAUUCUUGUACUUGGUUUGUAGCUAUCAUCACUUACGCGUGCGGGACCAACGGCAUCUACCCUGUGAUAGAUAUUCUAUCGCAGUUGACGGCUAUCUAUCCCACGCUGAUCAUCACUCUCGUGUGCUUGCGAUCAACGCUAGACGUAGCCAUCCAGACGUUCCAGCAAACGACACAUGAAUGGGCGGUAAGGGCGGCGGUCCGAAGCCCUGAUGAUAUCCUCACGACGGCGUCGUAUCCCCUCAAUACUUUGAGGAUAGGUGUACAGACGAGGACGGACUCUUCUGGUCCAGAUCAGCUGGACUCUACUAGGAGCAUCGUUGAAGGGAGCAGUACAAUCAGUGACAAGCCCCGGCGUAUAUCGUAUGAUGGCCUUAGAACUGAUGAUAAGUUUGAUGCGGUAUGACAUUGCGAGACAGGCAAUUGAAAAGUUAGGUCUAUGAUGUUGUAAUAUCAAUAUUUAUUAUUGUAACAAUGAACGCCCUGCUUGUCAUCGAACGGA
Messenger RNA from Desarmillaria tabescens, 1365 nucleotides. RefSeq lists its product as uncharacterized. Bases 259 to 1269 code for a protein of 336 amino acids. The record is from RefSeq and is a predicted model, not a curated record. Lineage: Eukaryota; Fungi; Basidiomycota; Agaricomycetes; Agaricales; Physalacriaceae. The transcript has 8 exons.